Pipistrellus kuhlii (Kuhl's pipistrelle) is the source of this 1674-nucleotide messenger RNA. RefSeq names its product ADP ribosylation factor like GTPase 8A (gene ARL8A). The coding region runs from base 133 to 693 and encodes 186 amino acids. The transcript has 7 exons. The record is from RefSeq and is a predicted model, not a curated record. Gene Ontology annotation, biological process: protein transport; anterograde axonal transport. Gene Ontology annotation, cellular component: lysosomal membrane. Lineage: Eukaryota; Metazoa; Chordata; Mammalia; Chiroptera; Vespertilionidae. Gene Ontology annotation, molecular function: GTP binding; GTPase activity.
GCCGAGGCCACACCCAGCGGCGAGGCGAGCCGAUCGGGCCGGAGUCGCCCCGCGCCCAGCCCCGCGCGCCCAGCCCCGCGGAGAGCCCGCGGCCCCGGAGGAGAGCCCGGCGCCCCGCGCCCCGCGGCCACCAUGCUGGCUUUGUUCAGCAAGCUGCUGGACUGGUUCCGGGCGCUCUUCUGGAAGGAGGAGAUGGAGCUCACGCUGGUCGGGCUGCAGUACUCGGGCAAGACCACCUUCGUCAACGUGAUCGCGUCAGGACAGUUCAACGAGGACAUGAUCCCCACCGUGGGCUUCAACAUGCGCAAGAUCACCAAGGGCAACGUGACCAUCAAGCUCUGGGACAUCGGGGGGCAGCCCCGCUUCCGGAGCAUGUGGGAGCGCUACUGCCGCGGAGUGAGCGCCAUCGUGUACAUGGUGGACGCCGCGGACCAGGAAAAGAUCGAGGCCUCCAAGAACGAGCUGCACAACCUGCUGGACAAGCCCCAGCUGCAGGGGAUCCCGGUCUUAGUCCUGGGGAACAAGCGGGACCUCCCGGGAGCGCUGGAUGAGAAGGAGCUGAUUGAGAAAAUGAAUCUGUCUGCCAUCCAGGACCGAGAGAUCUGCUGUUACUCCAUUUCCUGCAAAGAAAAGGACAAUAUCGACAUCACCCUACAGUGGCUUAUCCAGCACUCGAAGUCACGAAGGAGCUGAGACGGCGGCCCCCCCACCCUCGGACCAGGGACCCACCACCCAGACCUGAAGCCGAGCUCCCCGCGCCCCCCCAAAGCCCUCCCCCCCCCCGCAUCGCCAGUGUGGGGAGGGGCCCUCGGGGACCCCAGAGUCCUGUUCUGCUGAGGUUUGAACUCCUGUUUUUAUUGUAAAAUAAAUCGCUCCCCCUGGUCCCCUAACCUCCCCCUUACCCAUCCGCCCCCUCCCCCCGGCCCUCCCCCACCUGCUUCCCCCUCUCAGCAGCCCCGGCCCCAGCCCCCCAACCCCGACCCCGUCCCCCGACCCUGUCCCUGCCUCCUUCAACACUUCGGUUAUCGUCCUGUGUGUACAGUAUAUAUAUGUAUAUAUAUUUUAAUUUUUUAAUUUAAGCAAAGACUAAAAUCAACCAUCUGAUGCUGGGGGGGAGGGGCAGGCAGGGGCGGGGAGGGGCGGGCAGCCUGGCGGGGGGGGGGGGUCGCGGGCACGGGGGGCAGGUUCCAGCCUGGACACUGGCGGCCGCCCCAUGCCCGGUGCCCGCGCCCGCAUGUCCCACAGCCAUGGAGCCCCCCCCGAGGCCCCCUGGUGCCCCCCUGCCUCCAGGGGGCGCCCCGGCACAGCCAGCUGCCCCAGACCACCAGGCCCCGGGCGGGGGCCCAGCACCCGUGUCCUGUGCCCUCCCAGGCCGCCCCCUCCCUCGGGCACCCCGCGUUCUGUCCUCCGUUUCUUGUUUGUUUGUUUUUAUUUUUUUACAGCGGUACCAGGAGGGCGCUCAGCAUGGGGGCGGCUCCGGGUUCUGUGUGUGUGUGUGUUUAUUUAAUUUAAUGAAUUGUAAAGUGAGGGCCCUUUUUUUUAUAUAUAUAUAUGUUCCAGCUCCUAUUUUAACCUCCGUUUGGGACGCAGUCCUUGUAACUGUACUUUUUUUUUUUUUUUUUUUUUUUGCCUCCUAACAAGAAACAUGAAUAAAUUAGCCAUUUUGUGCUGGGG